This is a messenger RNA of Xenopus laevis (African clawed frog), 795 nucleotides long. RefSeq names its product growth hormone releasing hormone L homeolog (gene ghrh.L). Gene Ontology annotation, biological process: regulation of protein localization; adenylate cyclase-activating G protein-coupled receptor signaling pathway. Gene Ontology annotation, cellular component: extracellular region. Gene Ontology annotation, molecular function: peptide hormone receptor binding; neuropeptide hormone activity; hormone activity. Lineage: Eukaryota; Metazoa; Chordata; Amphibia; Anura; Pipidae. The record is from RefSeq and is marked provisional.
AAUUUCGCAGACCCUCCGGCUGUAAGGAUUCUACAGCUUUGGGAAGUACGCCAUUGUAGAGGAAGAAGUUCAGCAGGACUGACUACACAGUUUUUACUGCAAAAAAAGAAGGAUGCGCAGAACACUUUGCCUGUUGCUACUCCAUUUUGCAUUAUGUGUGCAGUGUUACAUCUUUCAUCCAAAAUACAGUUCUAACCAGACUCCAGGAGACUUUAAUAUCGAGACAAUUGAUCCCUUGCAAAGCCAAGACUGGUCAUCUUUGGAUGAGAAAAAGGAAUAUGUCAGGGGACUGUCAGAAAACAGGGUGGAACGGCAUGUGGAUGCCAUAUUCACUAACACAUACAGAAAAUUCCUGGGGCAGAUUUCAGCCAGGCGGUACCUGCAGAACAUGAUGGGGAAAACCCUGGGUCAGGAUACCCAGAAAAAGGCAGAUCCUGAAGAUAGCAGUGUGCUGGGGGAAGAAGUGAUCACCCUACUGAGUGACAGUGGGAUUCCAGAUUGGAGGGCAGAAGAGCACCGUGAGACCCGGCUAUAAACGAGAAGCCUACAGGAUCCUUCAUCAAAUGUUCAGCCUAAUACGUUAAUUGCGUGCCAACAAAACGGACAGCAAUGGCAACAUACGUGAUAGAGCAUUGGUCAUUGUGAUUUCUGAGUUGGUAAUAAAAUAUAACAUUAUGGGGCAAAAAAAACUAGGUCAAGUUAUAUGCCAAUUCCCUGUUGAGAAAAAACACUUUUUGCAUCUAAUCAAGAGGCAGUUGUACAGAGGCAUUUCAUAAAAUAAAAAGUUUUAGUGAA